AUGUUUCAACCACUCGAGCAAGAACAACAACUGGAUUUGUUGUUUGCCAUGCCUCCGGAGAACAUUUUUAACUCUGACUCUUCUGCACUUACCUUUUCCAAUACUUUUCAAACCAGUUCAGUUCACUCGGUCACAGGUGUUGACAGCCCUUCACUUGUUAAUAUUAAUAUCCCAAAAUCAGAAUCGUUCUUUAUGGACUCAAUGACGGGUGCAUCUUUUGGACAAACUUUUCAAGACCUAUUCCCAGCGUUUCCUUUGCUAAAACUUCCUACCAUGGUAGCACCUCCAACUUCGUUGAAGAUGGUCAUGGACCGUAAACGGCGACAGUCCCAAAUAACACAGCAGAAUACCACUGAAAAUCUCAAUUCCUUUCAUGGCAUGAAUAUGCCGGUACCAGCGUUCCUUGAAUACUCGGCCUUCCCGCUGGUUCGUGGCUUUUGCUCUGGAGGAAAAAUAAAGCCGCCUAAGAACCAACUAGUUCCUGGAACUGAGUACGUCAAUGUCUGCUUGGAGUUGCUCAACGUCAACUAUGAAGGCAUUUGUUUACCUAAAUGGAAUGAGAAAGAACUUGAGGAAAGUAGAAGGAUUGUUCGAGUAGAGAAAAGACGUCAGUAUAAUAAAAUUGAGGCUGCCUUUUCAAUAGUUGAUUCUGUUCAAGAAAAUCCACAAACCAAUAUUGCAGUUGACCCUAACGUUGAUGUGCUGGAGUUUUCGUGUUUAUUGUGUCCAAUCAAAGAACACAACUCAGAAGUAGCGCAAACCGUCCCUACAAGCUCUUCAAGUGAAGAACACAAGUACAGCGAGCUAGCAGGACACGACUUUGAAGAAAAUUUGAGCUGUGGUAGUGAUAAAGAAAUUGAGACUUCUGUUAGAUUUGAAUACUACAUCACCAGUGUUGAAGUCAUUAGGAUUAUAGAGUUUUUAACGGAAAAUCAUCUAAUCCAAGAUAUCCAGGCGAAAAGAAGAGAAAGAAGCUGUCUAAGAUCAAAUUUAGUGCGAUUCUGGUCCAAAGAUAUAGUUCCAUCGUCCACAAGUACCAUGAGCAAGGGUUCUAAGCCAUCUCGGGAAAACGAUUGUAUUGAAGAGUUGGCCCAACGUAUCAGGGCUUAUAAGGUGCGGAAACCUCUAAUAGUCGAUAAAAGCCUAAGAAUUCUGGAAUGGUCCAAACUUGGACCAGCUUUGGAGCGGGCUCUUCAAAGUUAUUACGUAGCGUUACCAUUGGAUAAAAUUAAAACAAAGUUAUGA
Komagataella phaffii GS115 is the source of this 1245-nucleotide messenger RNA. RefSeq lists its product as hypothetical. NCBI's taxonomy places the organism in Eukaryota, Fungi, Ascomycota, Pichiomycetes, Pichiales, Pichiaceae. The coding region runs from base 1 to 1245 and encodes 414 amino acids. The record is from RefSeq and is a predicted model, not a curated record. The transcript has a single exon.